Messenger RNA from Colletotrichum paranaense, 741 nucleotides. RefSeq lists its product as uncharacterized. The transcript has 2 exons. NCBI's taxonomy places the organism in Eukaryota, Fungi, Ascomycota, Sordariomycetes, Glomerellales, Glomerellaceae. The annotation marks the transcript as partial. The record is from RefSeq and is a predicted model, not a curated record.
UUAAAAGUUUGUUCGUCACCAUGUUCUACAUUCUACAACAAUCAACUCGUCAACUUAGUCUUCUAUCCUUCCAACUAUUCACAAGAUUUCAGUAUUUCAUCUGCGAAUAUGGCUUCUUGGGAUGAUCGUACCGUCACGAACGAGCACUUGCUGCCUUACGUUGACUCGAGCACAGCCCAGCCCGAUAUCAAGGCUGCUCUCCAAACUCUUCCGUUUGAGAGAAAUGUUUUCAAGCUUCUCGCAAACAGCAAUGUGUUCUUUAAACCGUUCAUGAACCUCUUGUCCUCAGCUUGGAGUGAGCAGCGACAGAUUCGUUCCACUGAUUGGCAGCUCAUCGUUCUACGCACUGCAGCCACCUUGAAUGCUCCUUACGAGUGGGAUGUGAACGAGCCCGUUGCUCGUAUUUUCGGCUUCACCGAAGAACAGUUCGCUGCUCUGCGCAAGGCCCACGAGCCUUUGCCGGAGGGUCUCUUCACCGCGCGUCAACGCCUUCUGGGUCGCAUUGUUACUACUCUCGGGCGCGAGAAUAAAGUUGAAGAGAAUACCAUUGUCGAAGCCAAGAAGACUUUCAGUGAUGAGGAGAUUACGGAGAUCUUCUACGUGCAGGGCAUCUAUAGUUUCUUGGCCAGGUUCAUGAACAGUGCUCGCAUUGACUUUGAUGAACCGAUCCCAGGGUUGGAGAAUCAAUUGCGCAAAUACAACGCCAAGACCAUUGAGAAGGAGAAGCAGUAUGUAGACUGA